AUGUCGGAUUCCAAUGACUCAAAGGGCAAAGCGCCCCAGAAGCCCAAUGACAAGGAACAAAAGGGCGCAUCGUCCAAAAAGCUGACCCCGCAGGCAGCCGAAGCCAUGCUGGAAAACAACCCCGCCCUGCAGAACGAACUGAGCGGGAUGGACAAGGAUAAAGCGGUCGAAGCGAUACGCAAGAUGGAUAUCUCUGAGCUUCUGACUGGUCUUUCCUUGACGGGCAAGAACAAGAAGGACAUGGCGAGCUUCAAGUUCUGGCAAACGCAGCCCGUUCCCAAGUUUGGCGAGGCAAGCACCGACGCUGGGGGCCCAAUCAAGAUGAUUGAUCCUGAAAAGGUUUCAAAGGAGCCGGAUCAGUUGAUUGAGGGAUUCGAAUGGGCUACACUCGACUUGACGAACGAGGAGGAGCUGAGGGAACUUUGGGACUUGCUUACAUACCACUAUGUGGAGGAUGACAAUGCGAUGUUCCGGUUCAGAUACUCCAAAGCGUUCCUGCAUUGGGCUCUGAUGUCUCCCGGCUGGCGUAAAGAAUGGCACGUGGGUGUUCGUGCUACAAAGUCGCGCAAGCUGGUCGCUUCAAUCUGCGGUGUUCCGACUGAGAUUCGCGUGCGCGGCCAGAAGAUCAAGGUCACGGAGAUCAACUUUCUCUGCAUCCACAAGAAGCUGCGAUCCAAGCGAUUGACCCCCGUCCUUAUCAAAGAGAUCACCCGCCGGUGUUACUUGAACGGUAUCUACCAGGCCAUCUACACAGCAGGUGUUGUCCUACCGACGCCUGUUUCAUCGUGCCGCUACUACCACCGCCCUCUAGACUGGCUCAAGCUUUACGAGGUGGGCUUCUCUCCUCUCCCCGCUGGCUCCACCAAGGCUCGCCAGAUCACAAAGAACCAUCUUCCUAGCAAUAUCUCGACGCCCAACCUUCGACCUAUGGAAGCUAAGGACAUCGAUGCCGUUCACGAUUUGCUGGAACGUUAUCUCAAGACACUCGACCUUAACCAAGCCUUCAACCGGGAGGAGAUAUGUCAUUGGCUCGUACACCGAGAGAACCCCCAGAAGGAGCAGGUCGUCUGGUCAUAUGUCGUGGAGGACCCCGAAACCCAGAAGAUCACGGACUUCUUCUCAUUUUACAACCUCGAGUCUACAGUAAUUGACCAUCCCAAACACGACUGCGUGAAGGCGGCCUAUCUCUACUAUUAUGCGACGGAAACCGCUUUCUCAGGUGAUACGAAGGCCCUGAAGAACCGGCUUCUGAUGUUGAUGGGCGAUGCUCUAGUUUUGGCUAAGAAGGCUCAAUUUGACGUGUUCAACGCCCUUACCCUCUGCCACAACCCGCUCUUCCUAGAGCAGCUCAAAUUCGGAGCUGGUGAUGGUCAACUCCACUUUUACCUGUACAACUACCGGACUACCCCUGUCCCUGGCGGUGUUAAUGAGAAGAAUCUACCGGAUGAGAAGCAAAUGGGAGGUGUGGGCGUCGUUAUGCUAUAG
Molecule: messenger RNA, 1485 nt
Organism: Aspergillus calidoustus
Lineage: Eukaryota; Fungi; Ascomycota; Eurotiomycetes; Eurotiales; Aspergillaceae
Source: the annotation of a GenBank genome assembly